Messenger RNA from Rhodotorula toruloides NP11, 1329 nucleotides. RefSeq lists its product as uncharacterized. The coding region runs from base 1 to 1329 and encodes 442 amino acids. The transcript has 5 exons. The record is from RefSeq and is a predicted model, not a curated record. Lineage: Eukaryota; Fungi; Basidiomycota; Microbotryomycetes; Sporidiobolales; Sporidiobolaceae.
AUGGCGCACACUGGUCAGCCUGUCUCGAUCUCCGUCCAUCCCGACUUGCGGGACGACUGGACGGCCCUCGUCAAUGCUGUCGAGCUGUUCAUCUCGAAUGACCCAGGUUGUCGGGAGUACACUCGCACACGCGCCUACGCCCUCUUCCCGCCUCCCUUCGUCACGCCAGACUGGCCCGCCGUCCAGCAUGCCCUCGUAACCCAGUUCGGCGCCGAGCAAGGCGACGAUCAAGCUGGCAUCGAGACCGGAGUGUACGGCGCCGCGUACAUAGCCGGUGUCCUCAAGAAGACCCUCGUUCCCGACGACCGACUCUGCAUGCAUGCGAUCAAGGUCUGGCUCCGCCGGUUCACAAACGCCCUGGAAUCUUGCAACACGCGCAUCGUCCAGCCCAACAAAAUAGCCUCGCCGACGCCCUCGACCCGCGACGCUUUCGCCGCGACCGCCGUAGCCCUUACUGCGACAUCAUCCGCAUCUUACAAAGUGGGAGAAUCUAGUUCAUCACUUGUUCGCACGCCGUCAAACUCGAGCUCCACCUCGAGCGACUCGACAGACGCUUCGCAAAAAGGCCGCAACGCGGAGUCUCCGACGCCGUUCUCAACGCCAGAAUCACUUGACGAGCGGACGACUCGCCAGGCGCGCCAUGCGAGCGCACCUUCGCCUUCGCCGAAGCCUGAAGUCAAGCUCGAGGACGUUGCGCUCGACCCCAUCGUCCGGCCAAUCGCCACGACACGGCUCUUACGACCCAAGACGGAAGAAUUGGGACCUGUACCUGCCCUUAACGAUGGGCGAAGACGAUCGUCACGGUUGACGCGCUCGAGAUCGCCUUCGCCCGACCUCGAAGACACCAAGCCUUUCGCUUCCCCUGUGCCUGCUCGGAAGAAGCGACAGACCGCAGCAGCAUCUCCGUCGCCUCCGCCAUUGCCGCAGUUCGGAGCACCCCAGACGUCCGCCGCUCAGUAUUUCGCCUCCGUCUUGAAAGGCUUUCGCGGCCUCGAUGGCCUCGACCUCGAGCCCGACGCACCCCUCCGCAACCCUCGCCUGGCUGCUCUCGACUGUGCCUUCAAGCACAGGUCCAUAGCCGGACCAAAGGUGCAGGCCAUGUUUCACGGCUUCUCCGACAACGGCUACGAGGCGUCGCGAAACUUUGUCGCCAUCUGGCCGAAGCACAACCUUUGCGCACCGGACACCUUCGCCUACGGUCGACCGAUCGCCAUUCUUGCAGACGAGGACAAGCUCAAACAAUACAUCGAGGUCAUCGUGCCACCGCAUCGCUCGGCCGACGAGGCCAGACCGCUCAAACGGUGCAAACCCGUUGAUGCGCCCGAGUGA